AUGACGGACAAGCUUGACCACGCCGACAACACGCGCCUGGCGGAGGAGGCGGCUGCGAAGGAGCGCCAGAUGGGCUUUAGGGAGGUGCUCGCGACGUACUACCCUGCUGCUCUGUGGUCGGCGUUCCUGUCCUGCGGGCUCAUCAUGGAGGGGUACGACAUUGGCAUUAUCAACGCUUUCUUCGGGCAGAACGAGUUUAUCAACCACUUUGGGCACACGAACGCCCAGGGGAAGAAGUACAUCCCCGCGACUUGGCAGUCACUUAUGAACAACGGUGCCCAGAUCGGCCAGAUCAUCGGCCUGCUCAUCAAUGGCUACGCUCAAGCCAAGUUCGGCUCGAAACGUACCUACGCGGCAGGCAUGAUUCUCAUGGUGGGGGCCAUCUUCCUGCCCGUAUUCUCCAAGAACCUGCCCAUGCUGUUUGGUGGUGAACUGCUGUGCGGCAUCCCGUGGGGCAUCUUCCAGACCCUCACAACGGCGUACGCGGCCGACAUCUGCCCCGUCAUCCUGCGUGCCUACCUCGCCUCCUAUGUCAACAUGUGCUGGGGCAUUGGCCUCUUCCUCGCCGCCGGCAUCGUGCGCGCGUCGCUCCAGAUCCAUGGCAUAUGGGGCUGGCGCAUGCCGUACGUCCUCCAGUGGUUCUGGCCCGUUCCGCUAUUCAUCGGUGUGAUGUUCGCUCCUGAGAGUCCCCGCUGGCUCGUUCAGAAUGGCCGGAACGAAGAGGCACGAGAGACGAUCCGCCGCCUCGCCCGCACCGGACACUACACCGAGGAGGCUCUCGACGCCCAGGUCGCCCUCUUGGUCCACCAGAAUGAGCUUGAGAAGGAGGAGGCGUCAGGCCGCAGCUAUGCCGACUGCUUCAAGGGGACGAACCGCCGCCGCACUGAGAUUUGCUGUGUUGUCUGGGCGAUUCAGAUCCUGUGUGGCCAGGCAAUCGCGGGAUACGCCACCCAGUUCCUUCGUGCCGCUGGCAUGAGCCAGACGGGAGCCUUCAACAUCAACCUCAUCAGUUACAGCAUGUUUCUCGUGGGUGGAUUUGUCUACUGGAUCACCACGCACCACUUUGGCCGCCGCACAAUCCAGCUUACGGGCCUCGGUAUGCUGGCGUGCUCGCACGCCGUGCUCGCAGCGAUGGGAUUCGUGCAUGCCGCCCACCCGGAGAACAACAACAUUGCGCGUGCGAUUGGUGGUAUCCUCGUGAUCACAAACUUCUCCUUCACCACGACCCUCGGGCCGGGCACCUACGCGAUCGUCGCCGAGAUGCCGUCGAGCAGAGUGCGCCCCCCGACAGUUGCACUCGCGCGUGUGUGCUACGUUGUCUCUGCCAUCGUCAUACAGCAGCUCCUUCCCCGGAUGCUCACGCCCCAGGGGUGGGGAUGGGGUACCCGCGCCAGUUGCCUCUUCAUCGGUACCUGCGUCGCCAGCUGGAUCUACUGCUACUUCCGCCUGCCCGAGACCAAGGGCCGGACGUACGGCGAGCUCGACAAAUUGUUCAGCCAGAAGGUCCCUGCCCGCCAAUUUGCGAGCAAGAGCGUCAAUGAGUUUGCCCGGGUCGAUCAUGACGCGCCAUCCGACGCCAAAGACGAGGAGGAGCGUAUCGAGGACAUGAAGAAGCACUAG
Molecule: messenger RNA, 1620 nt
Organism: Vanrija pseudolonga
Lineage: Eukaryota; Fungi; Basidiomycota; Tremellomycetes; Trichosporonales; Trichosporonaceae
Product: General alpha-glucoside permease
Exons: 9
Coding region: 1-1620 (539 amino acids)
Biological process (GO): carbohydrate transport; transmembrane transport
Cellular component (GO): membrane
Molecular function (GO): carbohydrate:proton symporter activity
Source: RefSeq, a predicted model, not a curated record